AUGGCAGUAGGCAAGGGCCUUUCAGGCCUCCUCAGUGGGACACCACUCAUUGUCGUCAUCACCAUCGCCAAUGCCUGUUCCAUGGCAUGGUUCGGCUAUGACCAGGGUGUCUUCUCCGGUGUCCUGAUCUCGGCCGAUUUCAAGAAACAUUUCCCCCAGACCAGCGAUCCGAAUAUCUCGGGCAUCACCUCGAGCUGCUUCUCCCUCGGAGCCUUCUUCGGAGCCAUCUUCGCUUUCACGAUGGGUGACAAGCUCGGCCGCAAGAAGUCGGUGGCCAUCGGCCUGACCUGCAACCUUAUCGGCGCCAUCCUGCAGAUCGUGUCGUGGCACCUUCCACAGAUGAUCAUCGGCCGCGUCAUCAACGGCUUCGGCAUGGGCCUGACGUCGGCGACCUGCCCCGUCUACCAGGCCGAGUGCUCCAACGCUCGCGUCCGCGGCAAGCUCGUCGUCGUCGGCUCUCUCGCCAACACGGCCGCCUUCUGCCUGUCCAACUGGAUGAACUACGGCCUCUACUUCCAGGGAAGCGCCCUGCAGUGGAGGUUCCCGCUCGGCUUCCAGCUCAUCUUCCCCGUCGUCGUCGCCGUCGCCCUUCUGUUCUCCCCCGAGUCUCCCCGCUGGCUCUUGCUCAAGGACCGCCACCAAGAGGCCCUUGAGGUGAUCGCCCGUCUCGAGGGCAAGGGCAAGACCAUUCACGACCCCGAUGUCACAGCCCAGUUCCUGUCGAUCCAGUCAGCCGUGCAGAUCGAGCGCCGCGACCGCGUGCCUGUCAUGGACGUGUUGAAAUGCAAGGACAAGACCCAGAACCUCAGGCGGCUGCUGCUAUCGUGCGGCACACAGUUCAUGCAGCAGUUCAGCGGUGUCAACGCCCUCGGCUACUACCUGCCCACCCUCCUCCAGCAGAGCGUCGGCCUCGAUGAGCAGGAGAGCCGUCUGAUGACCGGUAUCAACGGGACAAUCUAUCUUGGCGCUGCCUUCUGUUGUCUGUUGAUUAUUGAUCGGUUUGGACGCCGCAAGAUGAUGUUGUACGGCUCUUUGACCAUGGGCUCCUGCUAUCUCGUCGCAUCCAUGUGUCUCAAGGCAGCGGAGAAGGACCCGUCUCGGGAGCGCAUUCUCGGCAAAGUUACAACCGCCAUGUUCUUCCUGUACUACUUCUUCUACGGAACCAGCUUCGCCAAGGUCCCUUGGGUGUACAACUCCGAGGUCAAUUCUAUCGGCUGGCGGACCCGCGGUGCGGCUGCCGCCACCGCGACCAACUGGAUGGGCGGCUUUAUUGUGACGCAGUUCACAAAAGUUGGUGUCAACAACCUCCACUGGAAAUUCUAUCUGAUCUACGUCAUCCUCUGCUGGGCCUACUUCCCCGUCGUCUUCUGCCUGUACCCAGAGACGUCGCGGCGCACUCUCGAGGACAUGGACGAGAUCUUCAUCCGCAACCCGUCGCUAAUCGUGUGCGGCAAGCCCGAGCUGACACAGCGCGAGCGGCCCCAGGAGUUCAUCGAGGCCGAGGCACAACGUGUUGCUGAUGCUGAGAACGAGGAGCUGGGUAAAAAGGGGGUUGCUGGGAAUGGGGUGACGGCGCAUGAUGAGCGUGUGUGA
Molecule: messenger RNA, 1593 nt
Organism: Phialemonium atrogriseum
Lineage: Eukaryota; Fungi; Ascomycota; Sordariomycetes; Cephalothecales; Cephalothecaceae
Product: sugar transporter
Exons: 6
Coding region: 1-1593 (530 amino acids)
Biological process (GO): transmembrane transport; carbohydrate transport
Cellular component (GO): membrane
Molecular function (GO): carbohydrate:proton symporter activity
Source: RefSeq, a predicted model, not a curated record